Anoplophora glabripennis (Asian longhorned beetle) is the source of this 4536-nucleotide messenger RNA. Its product is annotated as Krueppel-like factor 7. The record is from RefSeq and is a predicted model, not a curated record. The transcript is spliced from 7 exons. Gene Ontology annotation, biological process: regulation of transcription by RNA polymerase II. NCBI's taxonomy places the organism in Eukaryota, Metazoa, Arthropoda, Insecta, Coleoptera, Cerambycidae. The coding region runs from base 536 to 1249 and encodes 237 amino acids. Gene Ontology annotation, molecular function: RNA polymerase II cis-regulatory region sequence-specific DNA binding; DNA-binding transcription factor activity, RNA polymerase II-specific.
GGCGCCCGACGUCAGCUGCGAUCAUGCCGCAUGAGAACGUGGUCAAACUGCCGCUCGAACUCACCCAUGUUUGAUAAUACUUGUUCGUUUGGACUAUGGUCUGAUGUUCACGCACGGCGACAGUUAGAUGUAACUACACUCACCGAAGGUUCUCUCAACCACACACCGAUGCCAGUUUUAAAGCCAGUUCUAGUAUUAGGUGCCAGUUCUUUUUAAUUUUUAAGUUUCGCUUUGCCCCUCGUCAUAUCUACUUUUCGCUUAGGAUAUCUGCUCUUACACGAAGAUCGAUUGGUCCUCGUCAGUUCGUCGAAGUUCUGCAUUUUUUUUUACCCAAGGGUGAAUUAACGCUAAAGGAACAUUUCAAAGUCGUGAACGGUUAGAAAUAACAACGAACAAAACGGUGGUGAUUCGGUAUAAAAAAAUAAUCGUAUCGGGAAAUUGUGUCGUAACCGCGAGUCAAGUGUUCGAGACUCAAAAAAGAAGAUUCCGAAGGACUCUGUUUUGGCGCUGAUAGGAGGAAGAAAGAGACAUUUUCAUGGUUUUCAUGGACGAAUGUCGGACCGACAUCAACAGGUGGAUCGGGGCCCCUCGACCAGGAGUCCCGAUGUCACCAACUGCCCCAGAGGCAGAAGGGCCCCCGGUCCAGAUGGAGCCCGUAGAUCUAAGUGUUAAGACGCCAGUAGUGCUACAAGUACCUAAAUAUCCACCACAGAGGUUGCGGAACCCUCCGCCGUCGGGAAAGAUUCAACAACCACCAGAUAUUCCUAAAUGCAAUGUGAUAAGCCACCAAGAUAUCAGCCUGUCCUUAUCAGACCCUACACGAUCUCUCACAUCCACAGCAGCACUAUUAGCCCUACAGAGGAUAAAAGAUGCAUCCUUAUCGAUUUCCAGAACGCCGAUGUUGGACUCGUUACCGAGCAAGUCGAACGCACACAAUAACAACAACAUCUACGACGACAGCAGAGGUCCGGAUGUGACGAUACGCAGGAGAAAAAUCCAUAGGUGCGACGUGGCGGGUUGCCACAAGGUGUACACGAAAAGUUCUCAUCUAAAAGCGCACAAAAGGACACACACGGGAGAGAAGCCGUACCAGUGUUCCUGGGAGGGCUGCACUUGGAAGUUCGCCAGAUCGGACGAGCUGACCAGGCACUACAGAAAACACACCGGCCAGAAGCCGUUCAGCUGCAACCUAUGCCAGAGGUCGUUCAGCAGAUCGGACCACCUCUCGCUGCACAUGAAAAGACACUAAUCUUAAAGAGUAAUUAUGAAACCUUAGCGAAUUUUUUUAACAAAAAUUUUAGGUAAUUGUAUCGAUAUCUAUGCGGUAAAACGCGUUUAUUCCAGGAAAAAAGUAACUAGGAGAUCGUAUUUUAAAAUAGUUCCACUAAAUUUCCUAAAACGAAGCUGAAAUAACGUCGACGAAAACCGUUGAUGAGGAAAACUAUUGCGGAACUGAUUCCAAAAGGUGCUAAAUUCGUGUAAAAAUAACAACCAAUUUUUACUUUCAUGCAUUUCAGUGGUGAAAAAAAAAAUCUCUACUCUUUCCAUCAAGUUCCAUACCUUUACGCGUCUUUUUGCUCUGUUGGGAAUUCUCCUACUCGACCCUUUUUAGCAAUAUUACGUUCUUAUCUAUAUCCACAUCAUGUUUAUUUUCGAAUAUUUUUAAAUUUUUAAAUUCACCGAAGAAUGGAACACCCUGUACGUUCUCUAUAUCUUUAUCAUCCGUCGUUACCUGUUUCGAAAUCGGCGAAAUAGCACUGCUUUGUUAGAAAUCUAUUUAUAUAACAAUAACCAAUAGUCAACCAUGUGGUCCAUCUAUUAAUAAAAGUUUGAGUGACAGACUUAAAACUUUUUUGGUAGGCACUAAUUGCUUGGUACCACAACGACCGUGACUAAAAAUAAAUUGUCGAUAUAACUGCGGAAAAUUGUAGCAAAUCGUCGAUUUAAAGUGCAUGCGCGUAUACAGUUGUCAGUUUAAAGUGCAUGUGCGCAUACAUUGUCAGUUUAAUGUGCCAUUUUCAACUAACAUCAAGUUGGCAGGUUGAUAUUAAGUUUAAUUCAGAUGAACGUAAAUUUCAUCAUAUGUAGCAGUUUAAAGUGCUAUUGCAGAUAAAUGCCGAUUUAAGGCGGUAACUUCACAUAAAUGUCAAUGUAAAAUUGUACAUAAUUAUCACUUUAAAGUGCAGUAUAAUUUUCGUUUCGGAGGCGUAACUGAAAGUGCAAGUUUCACAUAAGUGUCUAUUUAAAGUGGCAAUAUGGCACUUUAAAUCCUUAUUUGUGUAUUACUGUCAUUUUGGUGAGGCAUUUUUUGUAUUCCAUUUCAUAUUGCUAUGUGCCAAAUUAAACUGUUUAUGGAGACAGUUAAACGUCAAAGUCCGUUUAAAGUGACAUGUAUAUAUAACAUUCAGUUUAAAGUGGUAAUAUAAGUAUUGCCCGUUAAACUAGCAUGUGUGUAAUUACAUUUUAUUGUAGUUUUUUAUAUCAUUUGCAGCUUAAAUUGGCAUGGCAUAAUACAUUAUUUAGAAACAGUUUUACACUCGCUUAAAGUGGCCACUUUAAACUGGUAUUUGCUUGUAAAUGUCAUUUUAAAGAAAUUAUUCAAUAUCAACGUCUAUUUAAAAUCAUAAUAGUACGUAUUUUGUAUAGUUUUCACUUUAUAGUGAUGUACCGUAAUAAAUUAAUUAAAGAUGCAAUUCAACAACAACUCCUGUUUAAAGUGCAUAUACAUAUACAGUUUGUCAGUUUAAAGUAUCAUUUUAAUUAAUGUUGGCAGGUUGAUAUAAAGUUUUAAUCAAACGAACGUAAAUUCCAUUAUAUAUAGCACUUUAAAGUGCUAUUGUAGAUAAAUGUCAAUUUAAAGUGCCAACUUUACAUAUGUGUCAAUGUAAAGUUGUAUAGUAGCAUGUAUUUAACUGUCACUUUGAACUGCCAGUAUAAUUUUCAUCUCAAUACCUUAGUUAAAGUGCAAAUUUUACAUAAGUGUCGUUUUAAAGUGUCCAUAUGGCACUUUAAAUCGUUAUUUGUGUAUUAUUGUCACUUUGGUGAAGUAUUUUUUAUAUAAUUUCCAUUUCAUAUUGCUAUGUGUCAAAUUAAACUAUUUAAGGAGGCACUUAAACAUCAGUCUGCUUAAAGUGACAAUUAUAUGUAACAUUCUGUUUAAUGUGGCGAUAGGUGGUAUGUGUGUAAUUGCAUUUUAAUGUGGUUUUUUAUAAAAUCUUCGGUAUAAUAAAUUAUUUAGAAACAGUAAAUUUUACACUUGCUUAAAGUGACAGUUUAAAGUGUUCAUUUCAUUUUAAAGUGACCACUUUAAAUUGUCAUUACGUAUGUUAAAGUGGCAUUUUUCGUACAAUUUUCACUUUGUGCGUCAUAAUUAAUUAAUUAAAUAUGCAAUUCAAUACUAACACCCGUUUAAAGUGCCAGCUAUAUGUGAUCGGUAUUGUAAUUGUUUAGUAACUUUUUCUAUAUUUACACUUUAAAUUGCCCAACAAGUAAAAGUUUAAAAAGUGCUACAGUACGAAUUUAAAGUGCCAUUUUGUCUGAAAUGCCACUUUGGAAUGGAAUAACAUAAUUGUAUAAUAUAAAGUGCCACAAAUUGCAUUUUAAAGCGGCAACUAACCACCAGUCGAUUAUAACGAACAAAAAAACGCAGCCACUGCAAAUAGCAAAUAAAACGAAGCACAUCAAGUGGGCGGAUGAGGCAAGGCCUCUCACAUAAUAACUUCGUCGAUUUUUUAACCCCAUAUUCAAAUGGGCCGCGCUCAUCACACCGCAAAAAUAAUGGUUGUAGAUUGUGUACAGAGCUUUAUACGCAACAACCGCGCCGCUUAUACUUCACGGCAGACAUGGCUUAGGCACAAAAGAAGUCAUGGUUUUGAUAUGUAUCGCACUGACAUGUAUAUCAGUCGGCGCGAUUGACAGUCUCAAAUGGGUGAACGGUAGCCACACAAUUGCUAAACGUGUUGAAAUAAGAAAAAGGCUUCAUUUCCAUACCAUUUACUAUGAUGGAUUUCGGUCAUUAGCGUUAGUACGGUGUUUCGCUGGCGAGCGUAAGCUGGUCGACAAUAGAAACGUAAAAUAUCGAUCUCGAUCUCGAGCAAAAAUGUUUACGAAAAAAAAGUUAAGUUAGUUUGAUCUAGACAUAGUGCAGCUUUGUGACCUUCCUGCCAGACUAUAGAUACAUUCAUUCGAAUGCUUCGACCUAAGUUUUGGAAACCUUUUCAUUUUUUUUUUUUGGACUAGAAAGUGAUGAAAUUUUUUGUAGGUACACGAAAUAUUCCGUCUAGAAAAAAGUCUGAGUGCAGAGAAUGCCAUUCCCCUUGGACUUAUCAUUUUGAGGAUUUCAAAAAUUUUUUAGUUGUUUCAUGUAUUUAUGGGCUAUUGAUUAUAUCCAAAAAAACAGGAAUUAUGACGUUCAAGCAAUUAUUGCAAAGGGUCAUUUUAGAUGAAAAUACCGCGGAGUACUAUUAAAAUAGAGGGUGGAAAUUGGAGAGAGGGGUAAAAAUGCGCCCCUUUCAGUUUUUUAAUUGUAUCUCGAAA